CUUUUUAAAAAUUAUUUACAUAAAAAUUUACAAAAUACCUAUUUUAUCUAAGUUAUCCAAAUUAUUCAAACUGAUCAUAAACCACAUAAUUAAUCUAAAAUUAACUUAUUAAUCUGAAAUUAGGUUAAAUUCUAUAAGAUAUCUGAAACUUUUAUUUUUUACACCAUUUAAUCUUCAUACACCUUACUUACUGCUUUUUACCCAUUUUUUACGUUUUUUCAUGAUUUUAUAAUCUUUUUUAUCAAUAAUUCUAUAUGAUUAAAGUAAAUUAAUAGAUUAAUAAUAUUGAAUAAUGAGAUGUUGGUUUUAUAUUGAGGAAUAGUAAUGGAUGAGGAGAGUCCUUACGGAUUUGAUGAUUUGGUAUCUUUGAUGCAACAGAAUUUUUCAUCAAUAAUUGAGAAGGUUAAAGGUUUGAAGAUUCUGGUACUCGAUAACUCUACCAGCAAGAUCAUUUCCCUUGUUCUCACUCAUUCUUAUCUCCUACAGAAUGAAGUGUUAUUAACGCUUAAUAUCAACAGUUUACAAGUGGAGCCUGAUGAAAUAUAUGGUAACUCUGAGAUGGGUGGACUGGUACCGGGUUCAGAUCCCAACCUCAGACACCUCAAGUCAGUAUUUGUGAUUGAACCUAAUGUCGAUAACGUUAAUAGACUCUGUUCUGAACUCAAGUGUCCCACCUUUAAGUCAUAUCAUCUAUUCUUUACCAACAAACUUGACGAGGGGUUUCUUGAAAUCCUUGCUAGAGCUGACCAAUUCAACAUUAUCAACGGAGUGUACGAAUAUUUCAUUGACAUAAAUGUUCUACAUACUAAUUUAUUUACGAUAAACAAUUUUAAAAUUUGUAAUAAUACAAAUGCCAGUAGUAUUAUUAAUACUCUUAACACUAAUAAUACUUAUAAUAUACUGAAGACAGCUGGUAACGAUACGUUGGAUAAUAAUUUGAUGAGAUGUGUGAAUUCAUUGUUUUCAGUUUGUUGUUUGUUGAACCAGAUUCCAACGAUUGUUUACAGGAAAAAUAAUGUGAUUUGUCAAACUUUAUCAAACAAAUUGCAAAUGCUGUUUAACAAUAAUAACUUAAAUUUGCAAUCAAUACUACAACAGUAUAAUAAAUAUAACACAAAGUUAACUGGAGUAGAAGGAGUUGGAUGUGUACUGUUAGUAUUGGACAGAAAAGAUGAUUUGGUAGUACCUUUAAUGAAUCAAUGGACUUACAGAGCAAUGAUCCAUGAACUUAUUGGGAUUAACAAUAAUAAAAUAGUGGUAGACGAUUCUGAGUUUGUGCUCAACGAUCAUUUCUUCAACUCACACAUCUUCCACGAAUUUGUACAUGUAGAAGAAGAUCUCAAUACCCUUAUCUCACAAAAUAAACUUAAUACUAUCAAUACAGUUAACAUUGUUAAAUCCAGUAAGACUUAUAAUACUAAUAAUACCAGUAACACUCUUGGUACUGGUAAUACAGUUGAAAAUACUGUUAAUAUUAGUUCUGUAGCGGAAAAUGUUGAAAAUGUAUUGGAAAAUAUACCUGAAAAAAAUAGAAUGAUAAAUGAUGUAAUGAAGCAUGUUAAGAUAUUACAUGAAUUAUCCAAGAUAAUACAGGAGAAUAAGCUGUUGGAUUCAGGUUUAUUGGAGCAAGACAUUGCUACUAAUAGAAGGAACACUUUGAAUGACGUGAUUGAAUACAUCACAGAUAAGAACAAUUCCUACUAUGAAAAGGUCAGAAUCGCACUUCUUUUCACUCUCACAUGUAAUGACAGUUCAAAGAUUAAGAAGGUAAAGGACUAUUUGAUGAUGGGGAAGAUGGACGAAUUGGUGUCCCUAGUUGACCAUGCCACUGAACUCGUAAAAGGUAAAAAAAAUGCGAAUAGGGACGAAUUCACGAUAUCAACUCUCAAGGAUAAAAUAACCAAAGUUUCCUUAGAUACUCAAAGUCCUUAUCUACAGUUCAAAUCAAAUCUUUAUGCAACUACAUACAAUCUCAUAAAAGGUAAAUUGGAUAGUGAGAUGUAUGUGAUGGUUCCAAGUGCAUAUGAUCUGGGAUAUACACUCAAACAUAAGCCAGCAUCCGUAACUCACAACGCUAGUUAUACUAUCUAUUCAACUAUAUAUCAUACUAUUAUAAUGGUAAUAAUAUUUAUGGUUGGAGGAGUAACGUAUGGAGAAACUUGUGACUGUAACAUCAUUAGCCGUGCUACUGGAGUCCCGAUAAUACUCGGCGGGUCCUGCGUCCAUAAUUCAAAAUCAUUCCUCUCUGAUUUUUUCAAUUUUCCUAGCAAAUAA
This is a messenger RNA of Theileria parva strain Muguga, 2274 nucleotides long. RefSeq names its product Sec1 family protein (gene vps45). The transcript has 3 exons. Gene Ontology annotation, biological process: vesicle-mediated transport; intracellular protein transport. Bases 325 to 2274 code for a protein of 649 amino acids. NCBI's taxonomy places the organism in Eukaryota, Apicomplexa, Aconoidasida, Piroplasmida, Theileriidae. Gene Ontology annotation, cellular component: Golgi membrane. The record is from RefSeq and is a predicted model, not a curated record.